Molecule: messenger RNA, 675 nt
Organism: Ipomoea nil (Japanese morning glory)
Lineage: Eukaryota; Viridiplantae; Streptophyta; Magnoliopsida; Solanales; Convolvulaceae
Exons: 1
Coding region: 1-675 (224 amino acids)
Source: RefSeq, a predicted model, not a curated record
AUGGGGGACAUUUUGAAGCGGGCUAGCAUGUCUGAUUGCAAGCCGCUUACUACUCCAGCCUCGGUUUCUCAGGCUGAGUCUUCUGAUGAGCUGUAUGACAAUCCCAAUCAGUAUCGCACUUUGGCAGGUGCCUUGCAGUAUCUUACUGUUACUCGUCCAGAUUUGUCUUAUGCGGUAAAUCGUCUGUGUCUGUUCAUGCAUUCUCCUACAAUUGAUCAUUGGAAGCUUCUGAAGCGCGUCUUGCGCUAUGUCAAGGCUACGGUAGACUUUGGGCUGCGAUUGACUGCUUCUUCAUCUACUGAUUUUCAUGCCGUUUUGGAUUCGGACUGGGUUGGUUGUUCUAUUGACAGGAAGUCCACUAGUGGUUUUGCGGUGUUUUGUGGUUCGAAUCUAGUGUUGUGGGUCUGUCACAAGCAAAAAACGGUUGCUCGGUCUUCUACUGAGGCUGAGUACAAGGCCCUUGCAGAUGUUUCGGUGAAGGUUACUUGGAUUGUGUCGCUGUUACGUGAGAUUGGUUUUUCUCUAGGUGCUACGUUGCGUUUGUGGUGUGAUAAUCUUGGUGCGGCGUAUCUUUGUGCAAAUCCCGUGUUUCAUGUGAGGACUAAGCACGUUGAGAUCAAUUUUCAGUUUUCACUUUGUUCGGGACAAGGUGGCUUCUGGGGAGUUGCAGGUUAG